UAACCAAUUACGUCAUAUGAAUUUCAGAAUUUUCAAAACACAGCUUUAUUUUCGCAAUUUGGGAACAGAACUAAACCUCCGGUUACACAACUUUGGGUUUUCAGCCACUCUCCGUUUUAUACUCACAGUUUUAGUAUUGCAUUUCUUUUUCCCAGCAUCAUGUUCAGGAAGUCAUUGUAGCCAAAAGUCUCUUUCGACGUCCCUCCAACCACCUCUGACAUCAUCUUUUUAAGCUCCAGGUGAGUCUUUGCCAGACCCAUUUUUUCCAACAUUCGUUUUAACCCCAUUAUAUCUGUGAAAUGACUAUACUGAUUAUUACAGAUUUAUACAAACACAUAUUCUGUGAAGAGACAUUUAUUCUGGGCCACAACUGUGAGCAGAUGCUACUUGAUGUCAAAAAAAAAAUUGCACCGUUGCAUUCUUACCUAUUUCUCCUUUGUCAUUCAUAUCAAACUCCAUGUAUUUUUCUGUAAUACAAGAAAACACAAUCUUAUUCAAAAGAAACCUGACCGGACACAAAAUAAAACACUGAACAGAAAUCCUCUGUGAAUGCUUAAGUCCCAUAGUCAAUUUGUUUACUACCUGCGACCCAACAUUUUAUAGGCAAACAUUGGAAAAAAUGUUGUGUUCGAUACAUACAUACAAUAUACAAAAUACAUGAACCAUAAUAUAAAACAUCCCGGUGGGAAAGGAAACAUUGGAAUAUAGAUUAGUGGCCCUUAAAUACUCACUUUUGAACAUUUCAAGCUUUGAGGCAAGUUCUUCCUCUUCUGCAUAUUGGGGAUCUGAAAGAAAGGCCUGGAGGAACACAAGGGAAAACAUUUACUUAACUUCUUUAACUUGGGGACUUUAUUACUAACAUGGUAACUUUCAGUUCAACACACCUCAUUUGUAGAGGUCAGUUUUUCUUCCUGUUGAGACUUGAGGACGCCAAAUGCUUUACCACCUGUGAGAAACCAACAAAUCGUCCAUUCAAGAAAUAAACAAAUUACUAUUGUUUUAACUGCACUUGCAAAAUUAAAGAAUUUCAAGAUCAUAAAAAUGACAAACAAACACAGAGUGGGAAAAGGUCUGACUAACCUUGAACCCUGCUGUCCAUUGCUGUGCACCGAGCUGAGAGACUGUGGAAACUCCACUGAGACAGAGAAAGCCUUUCGAUGGUGCUUUUGUAAAUGGAGCCAGAAGAGGAAGUGAAGUGACAAAGUUUCGGUUUGCAUAAGUGAGGUUCCUACGUCGUAUUUAAGGUUACAGCCAAUUGAGGUCAAAAUGGGGAGGCUUAUGAUAAUGUUCACAGUAAGUCUGAAUUUGACCAGAUAAGGAAGUAAACAGCUCUGUUGUAACACUUCAUUGAGAGAUGCUUGCUGAUAGGAUAAAAACUGUGUAAUGGCUGAGGAUGGACUUAUUCAAAUGUAUAAGCUCAUAUAAGAUCUGUUGAAAUUUUAAUUAGGUCAGAAAAAAAGAUCAGAGUUAAAUACACAUUAAUUGAAUAAUAAUUUGUUAAGGAGGCCUUUUUUUUUUCUUCUCCAAAGGUUAUUUUUUGUUAUAGAGGAAGGUUUCACAGAGUCAAUUCCUCUUUCUCUUUACACUUUCCCUGCUCACAUUUAACCAUGAGGCCCAUGGGCAACUUAUAAGAUGUACUUUAUAGUAGCCAGUGGUCAAGUUGAUGUAACGCUUAGUCCUGGCUACAUGGUGGCGCUAUUAGCCACGUAAACGAGACAACAGAGGAACAUCUCACUGUGCAGGUAGUUUCCGUAUGAGACUUUUGUGCGACCUAAAGAACUGAAAAUAGGUGGAGACAAAAAAAACACCAGCAGAUACCCCAGCAAAUCCAGAGGAUAUCAGCCUCUUGUCUGAACUUGCACGGAGAAUGGCAGCGUUUUCUCCACAGUGUCUCUUGUUGUCAGGUCUGGCCAUGAUGGUAUCAGACUGCAGAGCCGACUCACUAUUGACUGUAACGGCUUUUCGAGAAGAGGAUGCAACUCUCCCUUGUGUCAAAGCAAUCACGACGGAUCCAAAGAGCGGCUACAGAUUCAGGUGGAUGAAGCUUUCCGCAGACACUGGUCGGAUGGAAGAUGUCCUGACCUGGCCUCCUAAGUCCCAGGUCGCCAAACGUGUGAAGUGGGAAGAGGAUGAGGAAGGACAGAUGUCUCUCCUUCUCACAAAUGUACAAAAAUCUGAUGAGGGUCUUUACAGCUGUGAAAUGUGCCAAGGCUGGGACUGCACGCUGGUCAAAAACACAUCUUUAGUAGUUAAAGACUGCAAAGUCCUGCCAGCAUUGAAGGCAACACCCAGCACACCCAUCAAACUGAAUUGCCCAGUGGCCGAAACAUCAAGACCCCAGAAGAUCUCCUGGUUUUUGGUAAAAGGAGGUGAGCCUCUGUCCCUCCCCUCUGAUAGGGUUCAAGUGAACCUCAUAUCACUGGUUAUCCUGUCUGUGAGAGAAGGUGACACCGGGUGGUACAGAUGUAAUUACACUGACCAGCAAACUCAACGCUGCUUUGACAUGAAGAUUCAAGUCCAAGAUGCUGUCGAGGUCACACCGUCUCCGGUCACUGCAGCAGAGACUCAGCAAGCACUGACAAAAACUGAACCUCUCUCAGAGAAGGGUCAGGAGGGGAGCGGGGGAACAGUUAUCGCAGUUGUGUCUUCAGUCCUUAUUGUCGUCGCUGCUGCAGUGAUAGGAGUGUUAAUUUACUGCUGCCGUGACACCCAGAGACUCCCACAGCAAACCCAGAGCUCACCAGCAGCAGGGAUACUGAUGCAGUCCGACUACAUUUAUGAGACAAUGCCAUGCUCAGAUGAUCCUUUAAACCAACGAGUCAACAGUAUCUACCAUCAAUACGACAAUGAAACCCCGAUGACGUUUCACUAUUAAAAGCUGCUCAAGAAAAGAAGAUGUUCCUGCUUGUUGUCUAAUCUGGAUGUGGACAUUGAUGCUGAAUCUACAGAUAUGUGACAUCGGCUAAAACAAGAAGUUUUCAAAAAAUAUGAGAAAAGUUUAGUUCAGAAAUACAGUAUUUGGGAGUUUGGAUUUUGCUGUUUUUCCACUUUCCCAGAUACAGAAACAAAUCAACACCUUAGGUUGGACCUGUUUAUGUAGUUAGUGCAGUUUGAAGUUAUGUCAGAAGAGCUAAAGCCCUGAACUAAAACUGUAUUAUUGUGUUGAAAAGAAGAGUAACUGUGCUCAUAUUCCCCAUUUGUAACCGUCUAUUUCACUUUAAAUGAAAUAAAAACAUGAUCUUUCAUUAAAA
Pleuronectes platessa (European plaice) is the source of this 3251-nucleotide messenger RNA. RefSeq names its product protein turtle. Bases 1868 to 2875 code for a protein of 335 amino acids. NCBI's taxonomy places the organism in Eukaryota, Metazoa, Chordata, Actinopteri, Pleuronectiformes, Pleuronectidae. Gene Ontology annotation, biological process: positive regulation of T cell proliferation; cellular response to lipopolysaccharide; negative regulation of T cell proliferation. The record is from RefSeq and is a predicted model, not a curated record. The transcript has 8 exons. Gene Ontology annotation, cellular component: external side of plasma membrane.